AUGGGUAGCCUUCGUAGUCCCCUAAUAGAGUUUUAAGUGAAUGGCCGUGAUUGAAUCUUCUGUUUUAAGUUGCUCACGAUUAUUCAAAUUUCCUAAUUGGCUAAGUCGACCGGAAGUAGAUAAUUCACAGUGUAAUAAAAUGCAAUUGGGAGCUCCGGCUAUCAAGUGGAUAGCCAAAGGUUACAAAGCCGUGACCCGCAGGAAAUCAGUCCAUGAACACUCGCCGUCGCGACUAGCCAAGGUUCUGUCAACCUUCGAUUUGACCACUCUUGGGAUUGGAAGCACAUUGGGAAUUGGAAUUUACGUGAUAGCUGGACAGGUCGCCAAAAAUACUGCCGGGCCAGGGGUAGCACUAAGCUUCCUGAUAGCCGGUGCAGCUUCCUUAUUCGCAGGACUAUGCUAUGCCGAAAUUGGACCACGGGUUCCAAAGGCAGGAUCAGCUUAUAACUAUAGUUAUGUGACGAUCGGCGAGUUUAUGGCGUUCUUCAUUGGAUGGAAUAUGAUUUUGGAAUAUUCGAUAGGCGCAGCUAGCGUUGCUAAAUCAUUCAGCGAAUAUCUAGAUUCGAUUCUAGGAUAUCCAAUGAGAAAUUUUUUCACCGAAUAUGUACCUAUUUCUGUGCAAGGACUAAGUCAGUUUCCAGAUGUUUUCGCUUUCGGGAUUACCAUGGUCUUCGCAAUUGCGAUAGCGUAUGGUGCAAGGGAAUCAUCCUUCUUCACUAACAUUUUCACUGUGAUCAAUGUGGCCAUCAUAGCAGGAAUAAUUUUGGCUGGAACCUUUCAAGUUAAUUCUAGUAAUUGGCAGCUUCCAGCUGAAAGCAUUCCGCCAGGAUUUGGAGUUGGUGGCUUCAUGCCUUACGGAUUCUCCGGUGUCUUGAGGGGAGCAGCCAUCUGUUUUUAUGGUUUCAUUGGAUUCGAUGCAAUAGGAACUGCAGGAGAAGAAGCCAAAUAUCCCCGCCGUUCAAUCCCACUUGCAUUCUGCAUAUCUCUGGCUAUAAUCUUCCUCGGGUAUCUUUUCAUGUCAAUGAUCCUAACAAUGAUGAUCCCAUACUAUGACGAGGAUACAAGCGCUCCACUUCUCUACAUAUUCCGUCAAAAAGGCUGGACUGUUGGCGAAUAUUUUGUUAUGGUCGGAGCUGCGUUCGGGCUUUGCGCAAGUCUGGUAGGCUCAAUGUAUCCGCUACCCAGAGUUAUAUUUGCCAUGGCGGCAGAUGGACUUGUCUUCAAAUUCAUGGGAAAGAUACAUAAACGACAUAAAACACCUUUUCUUGGAACACUGCUCACUGGAUUUAUUACAUCCUUGAUUGCGAUGUUUUUCGAUUUGACCCAGUUGAUCCAUAUGAUGUCGAUCGGGACCCUUUUGGCGUAUACAAUGGUUUCGUGCUCGGUGAUGAUACUUAGAUAUAGCAUAGAUGAACAGUGCGUUCACCGGAGGAUGGUUAACUGGGAUCACAUAAACGACAACCUUUUCAAGAAACUCUGCAACUACGACAGCAUUCGAAUCGCCUCGGAUGCCAGUUCAAACAUUGCAACCUGGGGAUGCGCUCUAUUCUGCGUGUUAUCCAUUACCCUUGGAGUAAUUUUAAACUUUUACGUGGAAGACCAGGUUGAUAACAAUGUUUGGGUCUAUAUUUCCAUUGGCAUCGGGGUUAUCAUGUUCCUGGUGGCCUUUUUCAUCUCAAGACAACCCCGAUCAAGGAAGGAUUUAGCCUUUCGAACACCAUACGUGCCUUGGGUACCAGCAGCUUCCAUCUUCAUCAACUUAUAUCUAACAAUCAAAUUAGAUAGUUCUACGUGGAUACGAUUCCUUGUAUGGAUCAUUAUUGGCUUACUCAUAUACUUCUGCUAUGGAGUUUGGAAUAGCAAUGAACGCAAACGGAGGAGUCAACAUCAGAACGGGAAUGGAGUGGUCCGGAGGUCGUCGCUAAGGGUACCUGUCAUUACAAUAAGUGAAACAAUAAUGUAGGGGUUACUGCUGAGUAUCUACCAAUACUGAUUGUGAUAAAUUGCCUCGAACUCGCACCAUUUGCGAGGAAUAGAGUUUUUAGUUAAGUCCGUGAUGAAUCCUAGUAGUACAGAUGUAAAGCAAAACUUUCAAAUAUAUCUGAGUUGACCUGUAUAUAAAAACCUUAGGCUUAAAUAUACAAAUUAAAGGGGAAGUUUUGCAUAAUCUCCUCAAAACAUCA
Molecule: messenger RNA, 2183 nt
Organism: Hermetia illucens (black soldier fly)
Lineage: Eukaryota; Metazoa; Arthropoda; Insecta; Diptera; Stratiomyidae
Product: high affinity cationic amino acid transporter 1-like
Exons: 8
Coding region: 41-1963 (640 amino acids)
Biological process (GO): transmembrane transport; amino acid transport
Cellular component (GO): plasma membrane
Molecular function (GO): amino acid transmembrane transporter activity
Source: RefSeq, a predicted model, not a curated record